GCAGCACCUGCGCCAGAAGCUCGCUCUGCUCCCGACCAGCAGGCAUGGCCGCCCCGCAGCCCGGUCGCCCGGGCCUCCGCGCCCACCCCGCGCUCGGCGCCCUGCGGCUCGCCCUCCUCCUGCUGCUGGCCGUGCCGCUCGCGGCCGGCGACCCCUGCCCGUGCCAGGAUGCCGCGCUCUGCCGCCCCAUCCAACAGCGCCGGGACUCUGAGGUCUUUGUGUUUCAUGUUGGACAGAAAACUUGGAAAUCUUAUGAUUGGUCACUGAUUACAACUGUGGCAGUCUUUGGAAACUAUGACUCAGAACUUAUGUGCUAUGCUCAUUCACAAGGAGCCAGAGUAGUGCUAACAGGAGAUGUAUCCUUAAAGGAUAUCAUUGAUCCUACUUUCAGAGCAUCUUGGAUAGCUCAAAAAGUUAAGCUGGCCAAAACACAGUAUAUGGAUGGAAUUAAUCUAGACAUAGAGCAACGUGUUAAGUGUUUUUCACCUGAAUAUGAUGCAUUAACUGCUUUAGUCAAAGAAAUAACAGAGUCAUUCCAUCAUGAAAUUGAGGGAUCACAGGUAACUUUUGAUGUAGCCUGGUCUCCAAACCACACACGUAGGUGCUAUAAUUAUACUGGAAUUGCAGGUGCUUGUGACUUCCUCUUUGUGAUGUCUUAUGAUGUACUAACUGGCGUCUGGUCAGACUGUAUUGCAUCAGCCAAUUCUCCCUAUAAUAAGAUAUUAACUGGAUAUGAUAACUAUAUCAAGAUGGGCAUUGACCCUAAGAAACUUGUAAUGGGCAUUCCCUGGUAUGGUUUUGAUUUUACUUGCCUGAAUCUAUCAAAGGAUGAUGUUUGUACCCUUGCAAAAAUCCCUUUCCGGGGGUCUCCAUGUAAUGCUACAAUGCAUCAGGUGACCUAUAAAAUUAUUAUGAAGCAAGUAAACAGUUCUAUUUCUGGAAACCAGUGGGACAAAGAUCAGCAGUCUCCUUAUUAUAACUAUAAAGAUCCUGCUGGCCAUUUUCAUCAAGUAUGGUAUGAUAAUCCUCACAGCAUUUCUUUAAAGGCAGCAUAUGUACAAUACCGAGGCUUACGUGGCAUUGGCAUGUGGCAUGCAAACUGUCUUGACUACUCUGGAAAUGCUACAGCCAAACAGCAAACUGAAGAAAUGUGGAAAGCCUUAAAACCAAAGCUGUGACAGAGAUGAACAUCUUCUGUCUAUUAAGAUUUAGAAAAAUGACCUGUAUAAAUAGAUCUAGUUUCUUGAAGAGAUAAAAAAUGUAUACAUUUUUGUCACAUUGGCUAUAUGUUUUAGUCAUUUGUAUACUUAAAAACAGAUAAAGAAUAAAGAAAUGCUUUGUUUAAAGUUGAAAAAUAAUACAUAUUUAUAGUUUCAGGGUGCAGAAACAUAAAGAUAAGAAACAAGUCAAUUUACUAUAUUAAAUAUUCCUCUAUGUUUAGUACUCUAAUUAGGAGCAAUUACUUUCAGAAUUUCAUUAUGCUAGUUUUUUCCUUCAUUAUAUUAAAAUAUAAAAUUAAUGCUAAUUUUUAAAAUAUAUAUAAUUUUCAGUGGAAGUUCUUUGCUUAGAAUAGAUUUUUAAAAAUCAGUCAUUGAGAAGCAGUUACCUCUGUACUUUUUGUUCAAUAAAUCCAAAUUUAAAACCUAUAA
Molecule: messenger RNA, 1649 nt
Organism: Manis pentadactyla (Chinese pangolin)
Lineage: Eukaryota; Metazoa; Chordata; Mammalia; Pholidota; Manidae
Gene: CTBS
Product: chitobiase
Exons: 7
Coding region: 45-1178 (377 amino acids)
Biological process (GO): chitin catabolic process; carbohydrate metabolic process
Cellular component (GO): extracellular region
Molecular function (GO): chitin binding; chitinase activity
Source: RefSeq, a predicted model, not a curated record